AUGCGCGUCGCGGCAACUGGUGGUGCCACCCCAUCGGCAGCGUCUCCCGCUGGUGACAACGCCUCUACAUCGAGUGAGGUGCGUGCCGCUCGGCGCAUAACAGAGGCCGUUCUCAGUGCACGCGCGAAGCACAAGCUUCAACACCGGCAGCCGUCUCCGCCUACGCCAGUGCCGCCAUCGGUCCGCGCAAAGGCGAAGGCGCCGCGCUCACCGGCGUCGGAUAUAGAGGAAGGGGUUGUGAAGGACACGGUGACGGUGGAGGUGCAAACUGCCGCGCGACUCGCGCUCUCCUACGGCAAGUCCGCCUUCAUGACGCACCUUGUCCACCAGCACGACGACGCCCACCAACGCCCCGGCACAGUCUCUGCGUCGGAAUGGGAUCAGCCGAUGGUGAGCGACGCCGGCGAGCCUGAAGCCUCGGUGAUGACGGCGUCCUCCGAGACAUGUGCGGUGCUGCCCCUUCGUGCCCGCACACCAACGAUCCCGCGCGCCGCCGCUGGAACGCCGGGGCUGCAGAUGGCCAUCGACAAGUGGUGGCGCGACCUCACCGACGAGGCGAGGGUGCGAUGGAUCACAUCGACGCCGCAAGGCCGCCGAGCACUGCAGCAUGCGACGAAGCUCGCAAAGUUUAGGAAUGUCUCUUGUGGCCAAGGUAGAAGCAGCAACUCCGGUGCACACGUGGUGCCCUCCAUGGAGUCCAUGCUAACCAAGUACAAGAACACGCUCGCUCAGCCGCGAUUGCCACGAGCGGCGGCAUUGGCCCCAUCACCCAAGGAAUCGAUUCUCCGAAUGAAGCUACAGGAUGAGAAGGGCGCGUCUGUAAGCCCAAGCUCGAAGCCGACCACGGUGUCCAGCGCCUUAGCUGGCAUGAUGCACGCUGCGUCCGAAAACAACGCGAACCGUCGCCUCCUGCGCGACAGGGCCGAUGCAGUGCGACGCGAGGAGCAGAGAAAGCUGUGGCACCAGGCACUCGUUCAGUUCCUCGGCGGCGCGUCAGCGUUUACGUUUGUCCACGACGUGAAGGAUCUACAGCAGCCUCGCACAGAGGCGGAGCAGGCGGUGAAGCGAGAGCCAGGUGCCCAAAGUGGAGGAGGAGCCGGGCGUGCUACUACAGUGGCGCCGAACACACCGGCGGCGACAGCCACUGGUAACGCGACACCGGAAGAGAUGGCGGAUGACGGCGCGCCAGUCGCCUUUUCCGACGGCCUGCUGGAUAUGUGUGAAGGCCUUGGUAUCCGCAGCCCGCGGCGUGCGUAUGUUCUCUCACGUGUCUUGCCUGAAGUCGAUGCAGCGAACGCCUCUGAGGGCCCGCCGCUUUCGUUAGCGGAGGUGCAAGACUUGGCGAAGAAGUGUUCCACCGAGUACGACGAGCUCCGCGACGACGCGAUGCGGACGGCGCGGGAGACCGGCUCUGCCUCUGCCGAGGAUGCCGUCCGUGCCUUCGAGCGAGAGCAGCUGGCGCUCGCGGUGGCGCGCGUGCAGAAAAAGCUAGUCAUGUUCCAAGAAAAUCUCCCGCUGCUGAAGAGGUGCGUGAACGUCCUUAGCAAGUAG
Leishmania major strain Friedlin is the source of this 1551-nucleotide messenger RNA. RefSeq lists its product as hypothetical. Bases 1 to 1551 code for a protein of 516 amino acids. NCBI's taxonomy places the organism in Eukaryota, Euglenozoa, Kinetoplastea, Trypanosomatida, Trypanosomatidae. The record is from RefSeq and is a predicted model, not a curated record. The transcript has a single exon.